Molecule: messenger RNA, 1540 nt
Organism: Sorex fumeus (smoky shrew)
Lineage: Eukaryota; Metazoa; Chordata; Mammalia; Eulipotyphla; Soricidae
Product: E3 ubiquitin-protein ligase TRIM38-like
Exons: 9
Coding region: 1-1536 (511 amino acids)
Molecular function (GO): protein binding; zinc ion binding
Source: RefSeq, a predicted model, not a curated record
AUGGCCACCAAUAAGCCUGAGUCAAAUACCCUGCUAGAGUUUGAGGAGGUGGCAACAGCAGAAGGGACUGUCAGCAAACAAGAUGUGAGAUCAAAUAUUGGAACAUUCCAAGGAGAAAUCAUGGCCUCAGUUAUCAAGAAGCUCAGAGAGGAAGCCACCUGCUCCAGCUGCCUGCAGCUGAUGACUGACCCUGUGGUCAUUGACUGUGGGCAUAGCUUCUGCCGUAUGUGCAUAAUGGGCAUCAUUGAGAACCAGCAAAGGGACCUACCAAUAGGGGAGAUAUAUGUCUGUGCUCUGUGUAUGCAGACAUUUCAAAAAGAGAGCCUCCGACCCAAUAAGAAGCUGCAAAGCAUCAUCGAAACUAUCAAUAACAUGAGCUGUGAAAAGUUGUGUGAGGAACAUGAAAAGAAGCUCCAACUCUACUGUGAAGAUGAUGACCAGCUCCUCUGCUUGUACUGUGAACAAAAACCGCAGCACAAAGGACAUGUCUUGGUUCUUGCUAAAGACGUCUGCGAAGACUACAAGGAAAUGCUACAGAAAGCAGUGACAAAAUUGAGGGAAGAUGAGUCCCUAUGCAACAACCUGAAGUUGUUCCUAAGAAAACAGAGGACAGAAUGGGAGGAGAAGGUCACACUUCAGAGACAAAAAAUCCAGUCUGAAUUUGAGAACCUUUGUAGAUUUCUGCGCAAGGAAGAGAAGCAUUUUCUAAGGAGGCUUGAGCAAGAAGAGGAGCAGACCCUGAGGCAAUUGCAGGAAGGUGAAGACAAUCUGGAAAAACAAAACCAGCAACUGCAAAAUUACAUCCGGGUUCUUGAGAGGAAAUGUCAGGACUCAGUCCAGAAUCUGAUGGAGGGUGUGAAACUCGCCUUGAGAAGGAGUUUUGAUGUGAAGCCGGAAUUGCCGGAGGCCAUCUCUUUGGACCUUCAUACUGUGUGUAACGUUUCUGAGCUUUACUUUGAUGUGAGGAAAGUUUUAAAGAGAUAUCAAGUCAACGUGACUCUGGAUCCAAAAACAGCUCAUAGAGACCUAUUUGUGUCUAAGGAUGGGAAAAAGGUGACCGGUGGCUGUCUCCAGAAGAAGCGGCUCUCUGCCAGUAGAUUUACUUCCAUACCCUGUGUCCUGGGGUAUGAAAGAUUUAGCUCAGGAAGACAUCACUUUGAAGUAGAUGUGGGAGGAGAAAGUAAAUUGUGUGGGUUUGGAGUUUGUCUGGCCGAUGUGCUAAGAGACAUUAAUAUGAAGCUAAAGCCUGAGUGCGGAUUCUGGGCCAUCAGACUCUGCUCUGACAGAGGCUUACAAGCUCUUACCUGGCCACGAACCUCCCUUCACCAGGAAUAUCUCUCGGUUGUAGGGGUUUUUGUGGACUAUGAGGCUGGACUUGUCUCCUUUUACAACAUGGAAACUGGUUUCCACAUCUUCACUUUCCCCAAGGCUUCCUUCUCUCACCCUCUCCGGCCUUUUUUUCUGGUCUAUUCAUCUUCUUCUCUGACCUUGUCUCCACCAGAUAUGUUGGUAAAGAAGCAAAGUCCCCUCCACUGACUAU